This is a messenger RNA of Centruroides sculpturatus (bark scorpion), 951 nucleotides long. RefSeq names its product PTS system N-acetylglucosamine-specific EIICB component-like. The record is from RefSeq and is a predicted model, not a curated record. Bases 1 to 951 code for a protein of 316 amino acids. Gene Ontology annotation, biological process: N-acetylglucosamine transport; phosphoenolpyruvate-dependent sugar phosphotransferase system. Gene Ontology annotation, molecular function: protein-phosphocysteine-glucosamine phosphotransferase system transporter activity; protein-N(PI)-phosphohistidine-carbohydrate phosphotransferase activity. NCBI's taxonomy places the organism in Eukaryota, Metazoa, Arthropoda, Arachnida, Scorpiones, Buthidae. Gene Ontology annotation, cellular component: membrane. The transcript has a single exon.
AUGGCCCUUCUAGCGGUUUUAAUGCGAAGCGAUGGGGUUGAUUUGCCUGACAAAAUUUACGGCUCAAUUAACUUUUCCUUAGCUGCGGGCGCCGAUCCUUCGACGAGCGGGUUCCACCGGAUUUUUGGUUCCAAAUACGAUGCAAUCUUAGCCGAAAACGUUCUCAACGGAAUCGUCGCCGGUGGUUUAGUCGCUUGGCUUUACAACCGUUUUAACGGCGCCGUUUUACCAAAGGUGCUGGGGUUUUUCUCAGGGCGCCGCUUAAUACCGGUCUUGUCGAUUUUGAGCGUUUUAAUUUUGGGCGUCGCUUACGCGGUGAUUUAUCCUUGGAUAGGUUACUUGAUUUACCGGUUUUCUCUGUUUCUUUCUAGUGCCACUGGACAGCGUUACACCAACGCGGGUAUCAUGGGGAUUUACGUUUUGAUCAACCGUUUACUAAUUCCCUUCGGACUCCACCACAUUCCAAACACCAUGUUUUGGUUCCAACUCGGCGAACACACCGAUCAAUUUGGUAAUCUAGUUCAGGGCGACAUUAACAUUUUUAUUUCUGGAGUGGCCGCGGGCAAUACCGCCGGAACAUUUCAGUCCGGGUUUUUCCCAAUGAUGAUGUUUGGACUGCCGGCCUUAGUGUUGGCGAUCCAUCGUAAAGCGCAAGAUCGCGUCCAAAAACAACAAGUGCUGGCUAUGCUAGGCGGAGCGGCUUUUGUUUCAAUGCUGACUGGCAUCACCGAGCCGAUCGAAUUUGCCUUUUUGUUUGCGGCGACACCUCUAUUUGUUGCCCACGCUGUGAUGGGUGGUCUUUUCGCCUUUAUCACCGGACUUUUCGGGAUUCAGUUAGGGUUUGGUUUUAGCGCCGGAUUAAUUGACUACCUGCUAUCAAUUCCCAAGUCAAUCGAAAUUAUCAACGCCAACUUGAGCGGUCUAAGCGCAGUGUUAGCUAACCCAGGUUGA